Gadus chalcogrammus (walleye pollock) is the source of this 5511-nucleotide messenger RNA. RefSeq names its product signal transducer and activator of transcription 1-alpha/beta-like. The record is from RefSeq and is a predicted model, not a curated record. Bases 513 to 2774 code for a protein of 753 amino acids. The transcript is spliced from 24 exons. Gene Ontology annotation, biological process: response to peptide hormone; cell surface receptor signaling pathway via JAK-STAT; defense response. Lineage: Eukaryota; Metazoa; Chordata; Actinopteri; Gadiformes; Gadidae. Gene Ontology annotation, molecular function: RNA polymerase II cis-regulatory region sequence-specific DNA binding; DNA-binding transcription factor activity, RNA polymerase II-specific.
UCUCCUUUCGUCUCCCUCUCCCUUACAGGGGAAUUCCCUCUCUGUUUCUCGAGAACCACGUGAUUCACACAAGUCGCUCCUCCUCUGGUUGCAUUUAGAAGUGCGCUGCGCAUUCAACCAGCCUAGUGACAGCAGUGGACGGUGCAGAGCAGUCCUCAAGUGGCCACCGAUCUUACUGGGCAACACGGAACCAAGACGAUAACUUUAACUUUAAGAAGUAGGCACAGCGCGUACUUUAGGCGUUUUUAAUUUUUUGUAUAGCCUAUUGAAGUCGUGUGAAGAUCAGAGUGGAGUAGGUGGGGAGGAGUUGAAGUACGUACAAGAAGGUACAUCGUUAAUAGUUAAAAUCAAUUGUCUAAUAGUUCAUAUAAUAGGCCAAAUAGUUCAUUGAACACCGUCCACGGUGUGUGGGCUGGGGAACACCAGCCCACGCUGUUUGGCCCAGGCUGUUCGGACUCGCAGAGAACGCAAAGUGCGCGUUCAAUGCCCAUUGGAUUCAUCACAAAGCAAGGAUGGCUCAGUGGCAGGAGCUGAAGAACCUUGACUCGGAGCAUCAGAACCAGGUCAUCCAGGUGUAUGUCCACCAACAAUUCCCCUUGGAAUUCCGAGGCAUUGCGAGCGCCUGGAUCGAGGCCCAAGAUUGGAAAUCGGUGGCAGAGGAUGAGGGACUUGCCAGGGCUCGUUAUGAUGAGUUGCUGGACAUGGUUGAGGAACACUACAGCCGUCUUGUGCAACAGAACAACAUUUUAGGCGGACCCAACUAUUUACAACUAGUAAACGAUGCGAGGGCCCGCUUCCAGGCGAACCCAGUGUACAUGGCAAGGAUCAUCUCUCGAUGUCUGUCAGAGGAGCGGAAGAUCAUUACAUCAACUAGGGCGAAUCUCCAGGAAUGCCAGAUAGAGCUGGACGACUCCAUCAUUGAACUACAGAAGAAAAUUCAGAUGGCUGAUUUGAAAAUCAAGUCAAUCGACGAGCAGUUAGGAAAGCAUGACUCCUUCUUGAAAGAGUGGCAAGACGAAGUGGAGCAGCUGAACGGAUCACCAGUCUCCCUGCAACUUCAGAUGAGAAAGAUUGACCUAGACCGAAUGCUCGAAGCUCUGAAUCAAGCCAGACUGGACGUGUGUAACCUGAUCGGGAACACGCUGAAGCUGGCAGAGCAGGUGGUGUCCAGGGUGGUGGAUGAGGAGCUGAGGAGCUGGAAGCUCAGACAGCAGCAGGCCUGCAUCGGAGCUCCAAUCGACACCAGUCUGCACAAGCUGCAGAACUGGUUCAUGGCGGCCGCAUUAGCUCUGGACAAGCAGCUCCAACAGCUGAGGAAGCUGCCGGAACUGGACCUACAGUUUCCACCCAGUGACCUCCUGUCUCUGAGGACCCAGUGUGAGCAGACCGCACAUUGCCUGUUCAUAAAGCUCCUGAAAAAUGCUCUGGUGGUGGAGAAACAGCCCAACUCUGCUCAGAGACCUCUGAUCCUCAAGACUAACGUGCGCUUCUCAGUCAAAACAAGGUUCCUGGUGAAUCACUCCUCAUUUAAUUGGAUGCCUAAAGUUACUCUGAUUUUCGACAAGGAUUUUGAUGAAAUUGGAGCGGUCAACGGUUUCCGGAAGUUCAACUUCAACCCGAAGGGAGUGAGUAAGACGAUGGAUGCUGAUGAGAGGACGGGCUUGGUGGCACAGUUUGAGCGCCUGGUACUUGUGGAAGAAAAAUAUAAAAGCAAGCGACAAACUGAAAGUCUCCUGGCCGUGACCGAGGAGCUGCACUCUAUCACGUGUGUGAUGGAACUCAAGCUGCCAGGCCUGACGUUGGACGUAGAGACCAGCACGCUGCCCCUGGUGGUCAUCUCCAGUACCGCCCAGGGCCACGGGGCCUGGGCGUCCAUCCUGUGGAGCGCUAUGGCGGCGGACCUCCAGCCAAAGAAUCUGUUGUUCCUGACCCCGCCCACUGUAACCUGGCCACAACUUUCAGAGGUGCUAAGCUGGCAGUUCCAGGCUAUGAGUGAACGGGGCCUUGAUGAGCAGCAGCUAGCCAUGCUGAAGGACAAGUUUGUGGAUGAGACCGAUGGCCUUGUCAGCUGGAACAAGUUCUACAAGUGUGACGCCACCUGGGUUUGGAUCGAGGGCAUUCUGAGCCUGAUUAAAAAUCACUUGUUGUCGAUUUGGCGUGACGGGCACAUCAUGGGCUUCAUCAGUAGGGACUCGGCCAUCGUGCUGCUGAAGGACAAGCCCCACGGAACCUUCCUGCUGCGCUUCAGCGAGACCAAGGAGGGAGCCAUCACCUUCAGCUGGGUGGACCACUCCACGGGCGCGGCCCGCGUUCACGCCGUGGAGCCCUACAAAAAGGAGCUGUCGAUCAGCAACCUGGCCGACAUCCUCCGACACUACCGUCUCACAGACCCCAGCAGCAGGAGUGUGAACCCUCUGCUCUACCUGUACCCAGACACCCCAAGGGACGAGGCCUUCGGGACGUACUACACCAAACCAGCAGAAAACACUGAUGGCUAUGUGCUGAGGAAUUCCGGACAUUGGUCAGUGCACCCUACUCCCCCUCCUUCACCUGAGGAGAACCGCAGCAUGGAGUCCAGCCUGAACAACAUGGACUCCGGCAUGAACAACAUGGACACAAGCCUCAGCAACAUGGACCCCAGCAUCAACACGAUGGACCCCAACAUCAACAUCAACAGCAUCAUCGGAAACAUGGACUUCGACACUACGAUGGAGCUGUUCCCUGAGUUGUCUGACAUGGGUGGACCACUGCAUGGAUUCCGGCUUGACUAUUGAGCUGCUAUCAGACGUGGACUGGACCGACCAGGGCAACCUGUCUCCGUGGUGAUGACCUCAUCCCCUGUCGACCGUUUGAUCGGGUUUCUCGAUUGGUAUUCUCAACUGUAUUGGACAACUGUUCCACACUGUAACGUUUUCGAAGAGAACAAUUUUUAAUGAGCUACUGACCAAAAAUCAUCCGACAUAAAUCAAUCAUCAUAGCGCAUUCCUCAGCUGACCUAGGGAUCUCCCAUUUUGAAUUCAUUCAACAGAAAAGUAUUUUGUGCUUUAACAUGUUCUGCAUCUAUUCUUUGAAUGCAGCCAUUACCACUAGUGAUCAACACACACCUCUAUGGGUCGCUGUGCGUCCGUAAAAAACUGCCUUGGAGGAAGAACAACUUUUUUGGGGUUAACCAUUUAAUUCUAUCAAAUAUACCACGUUCUCUUAAAUAUUUGUUUGAAAUGUUGCCAUUUUAAGGGCUGUGCAUUUUUAAGGCUCUUAGAAACGUUUAACGUAGGCAUCCGAGCCCAUAUGCACUGCAGUACUCUUAUGUGCUAUUUUCUUCCUUUGCCGUCAGUGAAUAUUAAUGUGCGGAAAGAUUGAAAUAGGAAGUGACUGCUGUGGUACUCCAUAUCAUAAUCAUAUCAUCUCCUGGUCGCUUCGUUAUAUCGUAGGUGAAGCUUUACAUUGUUCUCUGGUUUGAUCGAUUUCUGUGUAUUUUAACUUCGAGACAGAAAAAAAAAACAAUGAAGGUGCAAUUUAGUUUUUGUUUAUUAAAAUAAACGUUGAAUAUAUGUUCCAAAAGCAAAUGACAUCUGUACUGUACACUCUUUUCAGGAACUAAAAACAAAGAAUACUGUACAUCUAACAUUCUGAUAUUUCCGUCUCUUAUUCAGUUUGUUAUUGUUUAAUCAUCCAAAAAUGUCACAAGCCAAUUAUCAACGAUACAAAACAUUACCAUAAAACAGACAAACAAUUAAUUUAAAGCUACAAGUUCAAAAUAACAUUCAGAUGCAUCUUUAACGCCAUCGAUUAUAUUAACCUCCGAAGAAGUACAUUUUAAAGGUAUGGCUGCACAAUAUCAACUAUAAAUUUUGCCUUUAAACAGAAUGCAAUUAAUGCAUUUAAUAAGCUUCAAUGUAAGAUAUUCUGUAAUACAGGAUUCACAAUUAACACAAUGUAUUUGUUUUUAAAGUUGACCUUAACAAUUUUGCCCCCAUCAUUUCACUCAAGCCCAGACAUAACAAAAGCUAGUUACAAAUGUAACAUAGUUAUGCACGUUCAUCUAGUAAACACACACACACCAUUUGAUGCACAGCAGUGAUAGAGGCCUUGUAUUGCCAUAUUGCUAGUUGUGAUCAGAAUCACAUCUGCAGCGUAAUGUUGUCCAUGUAGCCCUUUUUGUUGCACUUGACUUACUAAUUAGGCUCCUGAUUCCAGAAUUCAGGAAAGACCGUUUCUUACUGAUCAAAAUGUGGACGUCAAACCACGCCAGCUAAUUGGUUCUCAUUCUUAUCAAUAAUUUCCGAGUUGUGUUUGGUUCGAGGAAGGUAGCACGGACAAACCAAAGCCGAAAAUGGCAUCUUUAAAAGUGUUUACAUUCAGUGAAAGGAAUCAGUUGCAUUUGUCAAAUUUAUUGAUAAAUAAAUAUUCAGGGGUUGUUUAUUGUAUUGCUGUAUUACAGGAGAGUAAAUUAAACUGAUUCUAAAAGUGCUUGUCCUCAUUUUCUAGUACUGCUGUUUAACAAAUGUCAUUCUUUUCUAAGGUAUAUGCCUCAGCUGUGUCUGUUUCAGAGCAUAACAAAAAGGCACACCCUUAAAUGACUAAAACACCUGGAAUGUUAGAUCUACGCACUAGCAGACAAGUUUAUAUCCGGGAUUGGUGUUUGCCAUCCCUGGGGGAAUCUCAUUGAACAGAUUAAGUAAUAUGUGUACUUCAAAGAUUUUUUAUUUUUUUUAUCAAGCGUCGGUCCAAAUUUUAAAUGAGUUAAAUACAGUCAUUUAAUUCUAGUUCAAGAUUUGAUGACGACUUGAGCAGCUUACACAAGGGAUUUUCCCUUAUAAGAGAAACCGACUUCAUCUGGUUGAAUCACGGUUACCUUGCACAUCUAAAAAAGCAGUGGAGUGCCUGUAUUGCACGACAGAGUGUACGUGAACGGGCAGUAUAUGAUACGAAACAUCAGACUGCCGAUAUACGGGUGUGACAAAGCUACUGUUUAGUUGACCCACUCUAGAACCGAAUUUGGAAGAGGACACCGAUCUACAUCCUGAUAGUUCAGUGGUUCAAUAACAAUAAAUAUGUACUAAUCUUAUAUAGUUUCAUAAUAGUGUACGAUUACUUUCCAAUAGUAUUGGUGCAUUUCCUUCACACAUAAAAAAACGUGGAGUUAAAGGUCACAUCUGAAGCAGAACACAUCCAGGAAAACUAUAACAUUACUGAAAGAGAACUCAUGACAAACUACAAUGUAUAUUCUAUAAUUGCCUCUAUUUUUACCCAGUUAAACCCUGUCAAACGAAAAACGACCAACAACGAACAUUCGUCUUCUCUGAGAGAGAUGGACCGUUGUUGUGAAUACAGACCCACUCCAAAUAACCCAGCACUCAUUUGGUCCAUUUUACUGCGAUAUCUCUCGGCGCUACAGCGCCGCCACCUCUUGGCCCGGGGGUGGUACUACAACAGACCGUCUAGGUUUUUCUCCGCACUCUCCUUGGCGUUUGUGUCUGAUGCGAUUGGAUUGUAUUUCUCGUGGAAGUC